CCGUAAAGCUUGUAGUAUUGAGUUUAGACAGCAGUGUUAUGUGUUGAGGUGUCUUGAGUAUGAAGCCAUCUACAAGGAAGGAAGUACUUGUAUCAAAAGUUUUAGCAAGGCUGUAUCCUGCAGACGUUUCAUAUUCUUCCAGUUCGCAACGGCCUACACUGCAGUCUGAAAUAAAGACCACACAGAGCACACCGCCAGAAGAUGUGGAAAUUCUACAGUCUCCAACAGAAUCCUCACCAGGUUCUGAAAAGGGUCCCCCAAAUAAUCAGAAGGUGUACACUGUGAGUUUGCCACCAGAUGACUACGUACCAAGUUCUCAAAAUGAUUGCAGAUCAUCCAACUCAGAACAUUCAGAGAACAGCGAAGAUACAGAAGGGAAUAACCCAAGGCUUUCUAAAAGGCGCAGAAGGAAGAAGAAAGCACGUAGUAGUCCUCAGGUUGUGGCUGAGGGCGAAAACAACAUCCAUCCUCCAAUCCUGCCUUUACAAACCUCUGUCCAUAUUAACAAAAACAAGCGAAGGAAGCUGCAGAGGAAGCGCCAGAAGGAAAGGCUAAAGGCUGCAGGGCUGUGGCCAAAAGUUAGAGCUUCUGUUUUAAUAGACCAGCCGGAAAGAUGUGAUGAACAAGCAGAAACCUUAAACUGCCCCGAUGAAACAAUCAUGGAGGAAGAGAUGAUGAAGAAGUCUGGGGAUCUGCUGGAUUUCCUAGAGGCAACUCAAGAAAUCUACUUUACAGAUAGCAAAUCCAGAUGUGAAACUGAUGCGUUGUCUCUUGAUGUUAUCCUUGAAACACUAAAUCAGAUCAAGAGCAGGAAAAUGCCUUCAUCCGAUGUGACUGCCUUGCAUCAUCUUAAGACCCUGGUACUUCUACAGGAUAUUGAAAGAUUAAAGGAGUCUUUGGAAAGCUUCAAAGAACAUUCUUCCUUACCUAUUGAUCACAAAAUGGUACUUUGUUCUCUUUUCUACUACUGGAUAACCGAUAUUCUUCCAAUGCGGAAAAUAAAUUAGAUUUACUUUAUGCAUUUGUAAAUAUUUUCGUGGAUAUAUUUUAUGUGAACCUCAAAUUUUAUAUUAAUAAAUGUAAAUUUGAAUAAA
Molecule: messenger RNA, 1094 nt
Organism: Spea bombifrons (plains spadefoot toad)
Lineage: Eukaryota; Metazoa; Chordata; Amphibia; Anura; Pelobatidae
Gene: ERICH1
Product: glutamate rich 1
Exons: 6
Coding region: 60-1007 (315 amino acids)
Source: RefSeq, a predicted model, not a curated record